AUGGAGCUGAUUACGAUAGAAGAACCGGAAAAAGGUUCAACUUAUACACAAGUUUCUUGGGAUGUUCACCGUCCCAAUGCUAUGCAUCAAGAAAUUUGUAGGUUAGAUUAUAAGCUUGACAAUACACGUCCCGGAUAUCUAAUAUACUAUAAUAUAAAUGAUAAAAAUGCAAAGGGAGUCUCCUGUUUUGUGCCUUUGAGACGUCCUCACAAUACCCCUAAUAAAAGUCUCAGUAAUGAAAAUAUUCACUGCUACUUCAUUCCUCAAGGAACAUCUCUUCCUGAAGGAUUGGCUUUAUUUUACACUCAUAAAAUGAAGCUUCGAUUUCCCUCUGAUGUUCAAGGAGCAUUGCACUUCGUUAUUGCCCCUACGAUAUCUAUGACAAAAGAAAAUUAUGAACAAUUAAUAAGAAAUUUAGAUUGGCAGAUAUGUAAUCUUAAAGCCUCUGCAGAGAUGAAUGAGCUGAUUUCUCUUGAUGAUGAUUUAGAUGGUGUAGAAGACUUCCGAAUGAAAGAGUUAUAUUGGCUCAUGGAAAUUUGGUAUAUGCAGACAACGUAUGCCAUGGACCGUCUUCAUGCAAAUGAUAUUCAUACAUGGAUCGCAUUGGAUAAACCAUCUUUUGAUGAUCUUAUCCAGCAUGAGUCUCGUGCUUAUAUAGUGUUUUCUGCCCUCUCUCGUAUGAAUGUUAGAACCCCAGCAUCGCAUGUAACAGAAUUAACGUAUUUGGGUGACAUUUUAGGCGAAUUAGAAGAUGCUUUUGGAUGGAAAAGCACAGAGUUGUAUGAAGUAGGAAUGGGAGAUGUUGAAUCAAAAAAGAAUAAAAAAGAUGAUUUCGCUGAAAAUUUAAAUUAUAGUGUUCCAUUUGCAAAAUUUCUUCCUUUAAUUAAUGAUAUUGUUAAUUCUUAUAACGAAAUCAUCGAAUUAGUAGAAGCUGCUGAAUAUAACAAACGAACUUGUAAAAUAUUACAAAAACGAGUUCGUAUUGUAGAAUCAGCCAUACAAGAUCUUAGAGGAGAAAGAGAGGAUAGAAAAGAUUUUUUUAACAGUAUAAAUUAUAUACAUUUACAAGAUUUAUUUGAUAUUAUAACACGAAUUAAAAAAUUUAUAUUAGAAAUUUCUCAAAUGAAAUCUUUAAUAAAAUAUAUUAAAGCUAAAAGUAUUGAAAAAACUUUUAAAGAAUUAUGUAAAGAAUUGGAUGAUUGUGUUAACGUAUUAUCUUUUUCUAUUGAAAUUAAAAUUACUGAUGAGUUUGAACAAUUAAAAGCGGAUCAAGAUGAUUUAUUUAAAUAUUUACAAGAAAUGAUGGUUGGUAUUAGUGCUGACGUAAAAGAUAUUGGUGAUGAUACAAAAGAGAUUGACAAAAACUUAAGUAAUCAGUUUUUUUCAACAGUUGUGAUGGUUAAUGCAAUGAAUAAUACAAUGGAAAAUUUUAUGAACUAUCAAACAAAAAUUGAUAGUAUCUUUCAGGAUAAACCACGUAAAAAUGGACGUGUGAUUAAAUGGUAUAACAUAAAAAAUUAUGAAGAAUUCGCGUUUAAGAUUAUCCUUGGGAAAAAGGACGAAAAGAUUAUACAAAACCAAGUUACAAUUCUUAAAGAACUUCAUGAUUGUCAAAAUAUCAUAAAAUAUUAUGGAUUUACUCGUGAUGAAAAUAAGUGGUAUUUGGUAACUGAAUGGGCCGAAUAUGGUAAUUUACGUGAAUUUUAUACACAUUUUAAAAAACUAUUCGACCUUAGAUUAAAAUUACGUAUGUCUCUUGAUAUUGCCCGUGGAUUAAAUUUUUUAAGAACUGUUGAGAUUCUUCAUCGUGAUAUUAGGGCUGAGAAUAUAUUAAUUACAUUUGAUAAGACAGCAAAACUUGCAAAUUUUAAAUUAAAUCGUUUCUCAGUUGCUAAAAGCAAAAAUUUAGAACGAGCUCGUUAUUGUGCACCUGAAUUGUUAGAAAAGCUUCCAAAUAAAUAUGAUUAUAAAUGUGAGGUUUAUAGUUUUGGAAUUUUACUUUGGGAAAUUGCUGAAGAAAAAACUCCGUAUCAAGAUAUUAAUGAUAUUCAGGAAAUAGCUGAUAAAGUACGUAAUAAAUUAUAUAGAGAACCAUUUUCUGAGAAUAAUCAAAUGCCAGAGGAAUUCAAACAAUUAGAAAUUGAAGAUUAUUUAAUUUUAACGCUACAUUAUGCAUUCGCUUAA
This is a messenger RNA of Rhizophagus irregularis DAOM 181602=DAOM 197198, 2184 nucleotides long. Lineage: Eukaryota; Fungi; Glomeromycota; Glomeromycetes; Glomerales; Glomeraceae. The record is from RefSeq and is a predicted model, not a curated record.